Messenger RNA from Pezoporus flaviventris, 2937 nucleotides. RefSeq names its product Ras interacting protein 1 (gene RASIP1). Gene Ontology annotation, cellular component: cell-cell junction. Gene Ontology annotation, molecular function: GTPase binding. Gene Ontology annotation, biological process: signal transduction; angiogenesis; regulation of GTPase activity. Lineage: Eukaryota; Metazoa; Chordata; Aves; Psittaciformes; Psittacidae. The record is from RefSeq and is a predicted model, not a curated record.
CAGCCCCCCAGGAGCGCCGCCAUGCUCGCCGAGGAGCGCAAGGAAGGCAGCCCCCGCUUCGGGAAGCUCCACUUCCCCGUGGGGCUCUGGAUCAACUCCCCCAAGAAACGCCUGGCCAAGAUGAGCCGGCGCUGGCCCAGCGCGGGGUCCGUGCGAUCCACCUCCUCGGACACGGCGAGCCGCGGCAGCGAGCCCUUGGAGCCUCGCCCGGCCACCAAAGCCAAAGCCUCGCGCCACAAGCGCCUCUCCAACCUCUUCCAUCGCUCCGGCACCGCCGCCACCGGCACCGCCGGCACCCGUUGGCUCAGCGAGAAGAAGCUGGAAGAGUUGGUGGAUCCCAAUCCGGAAGCGUUGGGAUCCCAACGGGCCGGCGCGGGCCCGGACCCGUCCUCGUCACCGCGCCAGCUCCCCGGCAUCCUGAAGAUCUUCGGGGGGAACAUCUCCCGCGGAGCCAACUACAAGAGCGUGCUGGCGACGGCGCGCUCCACGGCGCGGGAGCUGGUGUGGGAAGCGUUGGAGCGUUACGGCUUGGCUCCGGACGACGGCACCUUAGGGGAAUACGUGCUCUGUGACGUGGUGGGCAGGCCCGGUGGGGCCGGUGGGGCCGGCGGGUGGCUCAUGGAGCAUCUGAGGCCCGUGGGUGCUUCCGAGCGGCCGCUGGUGCUCCAGGACGUGUGGAAACCCAAGAGCGGCUGCUCCCGGCGCUUCGAGAUCCGGCGGCGCCAGGACGUGGAGCGCUUCUUCGAGGCCGACGCCGGCGAGGGCGGCGGGGGCUCAUCCCAAGCCCGGCGCCUGCAACGCAACCGCUCGCGGGCGGCCUCGGGGGGCCCGGCCCCCCCAAAGGAGCGCUCCGAGAACCUCUCCCUGCGCCGCAGCAUCAGCGACAUGAACCUGAGCACGCGGCGCCGCAGGGAGCGCAAGGCCGUGCUCAGCGUGGCGGGGGGGGACCCCACCGCAGCCCCCCCCGGCCCCGACGGGACCCCCCCGGCCCCCGGCCCCGAUGGAGCCGCCGGAGGUGGGGGCGAGGAGGAGGAAGGGGGGGACGGCGCCAGCCUGGAGCAGCUCUCGCAGUGCCUCAUCCAGCCCCCCCAGCAUCACCCCUACUUCCUGCUGCUGCAGGGCUAUGGCAAGCAGGACUUCGUGCUCUACGUCAUGACUCGUUCCCAGCACAUCUUCGGGCGCCGGGGCCCCCCCGAACGCCCCCCCCAGGGCUCCCCCCCUUCCAUUGACACCUUCCUCAACGCCCCGGACAUCCUCCCCCGCCACUGCCUCGUGCGGGCCCCCCCGGGGGCCCCCGCCACCGUGCGGCCGUACCGGGGGGCGCCGGUGACCCAUAACGGGGUCCCUUUGUUCCGCCGGGCCCCAUUGAACCCCGGGGACCUAUUGGGGCUGGGGCAGCACUUCCUCUUGCUCUAUAAGGACCCCCGGGGGGGGGGUCCCGAAGAGCAGAGCCCCCCCUGGCUGCCGGCGCUGCGCUGCGAGGGCUGCAGUACCGGCAGGGGCCGGAGGGAGGCGCUGCGGUACCGGGCGGAACACGAGGAGCGGCUCCUGCGGGAGAUCGUGCGGGAGCCGUGGGGUGCGGGGGGGACCCCGCAGGGGAUGGGGGUCCUGGCCCCCGCGUUCCUGCUGGGGCUGUGCCUGGAGCACGCCUGGAGCGCGUUCCCCCCCCAGCACCUCCCGCAGCUGCUGACGAGGAUCGCGGGGCUGGUGAAGGAGGAAGUCUGGGAGAAGAUCAAGGAGAUUGGGGACCGGCAGCCGGAGAACGAUGGGGACCCCUCAGCGCAGGGGCCGGAGGUGCUGGGCCCCGACCUGCGCCCGCUCACGCUGUGGUUGGCCAACGCCACGGAGCUGCUGAACCUGGCCCAGGCCCGGGUGCUGGAGCUGGAGAAGGAGCUGGAGCUGGAGGGGCCCUGCCCGGAGCUCAGCAGGGACCUGGAGACGUGCGAUGAGGCCAUGGGCGUCCUGGAUGAGGUCAUCAUGUCCACCUUCCAGCAGACCGUCUAUUACCUGACCAAGCGCCUUUACGCGACGCUGCCGGCGCUGCUGGAGGCGAACCCGUUCGCGGCGCCGCUGGAGGCGGGCGCGGGCCCGGGCCCGGAGCCGCUGCGCGUCCCCGAUGGGGUGAGCCCCACACUGGGGGUGUUCCAGAGCGCGCUGGAGCUGAGCCGGGGCUGCCGCCUGCACCCCGACCUCGUGUCCCAGACCUUCGGGUACCUCUUCUUCUUCUGCAACGCAUCCCUGUUCAACUCCCUCAUGGAGAGAGGGGGCGCCCUGUUCCAGUGGGGCCGCGCCGUGCGGCUCCGCACCACUCUGGACCUGGUGCUGGACUCUGUGGCCGCAAUGGGGCUGGGCGACGUCGCCUCCGAGUUCUUCCAGAAGCUUUCGGCAGCCUCCAACCUGCUCUGCACCCCCAGGGCCUGCCUCAGCAAGAUGACGUGGGCCCGGCUCCGGGCCGAGUUCCCGGCGCUGAGCCCGGCUCAGCUCCACCACAUCCUGAGCCAUUACCAGCUUGGGGGGGGGCAGGCCCCGCCCCCCGCCUGGAGCCCCGCCCCCGAGGAGCGCGACCAGGUCACUGCAGGUGACAUCUUCGAGAGCUUCUCCGAGCACCCCCCCCUGCUGCUGCCCAGCCGGGGCUUCCUGCUGCGGGCGGGGGGGGGGGACGCCGAUGACGAGAGCAGAGGGGGGACCCCCGAGGACAAAGGGGGGGUCCCCGAGGACAAAGGGGGGGUCCCCGGAGGAGGGGGGGCUCCUGCAGGCCCUGUGCCGCGUGCGCCGCCUGCUCCGGGACCUGGAGCAGGAUGAGGUCCCUGCCAACCAACGGGGGCUGCCCCGGGAUGGGGCUCCAUAGGGACCCCCCCACCCACCCCACCCCCGGCACCCUAUGGAUCCAUGGGGGGCACCCAAAGAAACCCCCCCCCCGUGCCAUGCUCCCAUUAA